AGCACUUGGGGUUCGCGGAGGGGAGGUAGAUUCGCCUGGAGACGGAAUAUUGGUCUUGGGUGGGGCUCUCCAGCCCUUUGGGAUUUCAGCGGGGAAGCGAGGCAGCCCCCUCCGCUGGGCCAACCACAGUUUGAACGUUCUGCCCCGCAGCGGUUCUGGACCCAGGAGCCCCAAAGCCUCCUUCACCAUCCAUCAGGUUUCGGUUCUUAUUCAUGUGGACACAUGGCUCUGUUACGAAAAGUUAACCAAGUGCUGCUGUUCCUUCUGAUUUUGACCCUUUGUGGGAUUCUGUACAAGAAAGUUCGUAAGGAGGCCGUGCUCAAGCACGAAGCAGAGGACGGUGCGGAGCCGGCGGAGGACGCGGACGAGGAGAUCCCGGUGGUGAUCUGCGCGGCCGCGGGGCGGGUGGGCGCCGCCAUGGCCGCCAUUAACAGCGUCUACAGCAACACGGACGCCAACGUCCUCUUCUACGUGGUGGGGCUGCGCAGCACGCUGUCCCGAAUACGAAAAUGGAUCGAGCAUUCUAAACUGAAAGAAAUAAACUUUAAAAUUGUGGAAUUCAACCCCAUCGUCCUCAAGGGGAAGAUCCGACCAGACUCAUCAAGGCCUGAGUUACUCCAGCCUCUGAACUUUGUCCGAUUUUAUCUCCCCCUGCUUAUUCACCAACAUGAGAAAGUCAUCUAUUUGGACGAUGAUGUCAUUGUGCAAGGUGAUAUCCAGGAGCUGUAUGGCACCACUUUGGCCUUGGGCCAUGCUGCAGCCUUCUCGGAUGACUGCGAUUUGCCCUCUGCUCAGGACGUCGACAGGCUUGUGGGGCUGCAGACCACAUACAUGGGCUAUCUGGACUACCGGAAGAAGACCAUCAAGGACCUUGGCAUCAGCCCCAGCACCUGCUCUUUCAAUCCUGGUGUCAUUGUCGCCAACAUGACUGAAUGGAAGCAUCAGCGCAUCACCAAACAGCUGGAGAAGUGGAUGCAAAAAAAUGUGGAGGAAAACCUCUACAGUAGCUCCCUGGGAGGAGGGGUGGCUACCUCCCCAAUGCUGAUUGUGUUUCAUGGGAAGUAUUCCACAAUCAACCCUCUCUGGCACAUAAGGCACCUGGGCUGGAAUCCAGAUGCCAGAUACUCUGAACACUUUCUGCAAGAAGCUAAAUUACUCCACUGGAAUGGAAGACAUAAACCAUGGGAUUUCCCCAGUGUUCACAAUGACUUAUGGGAAAGCUGGUUUGUUCCUGACCCUGCAGGGAUAUUUAAACUCAAUCACAAUAGCUGAUGUAACCCAACAUUUAAAAUAUCCCCUUUAUAAAAAUGUGGACUUGCCCUUUGUAGCUUA
Molecule: messenger RNA, 1332 nt
Organism: Jaculus jaculus (lesser Egyptian jerboa)
Lineage: Eukaryota; Metazoa; Chordata; Mammalia; Rodentia; Dipodidae
Gene: Glt8d2
Product: glycosyltransferase 8 domain containing 2
Exons: 10
Coding region: 223-1272 (349 amino acids)
Cellular component (GO): Golgi apparatus
Molecular function (GO): glycosyltransferase activity
Source: RefSeq, a predicted model, not a curated record